Calliphora vicina (urban bluebottle blowfly) is the source of this 1490-nucleotide messenger RNA. RefSeq names its product origin recognition complex subunit 4 (gene Orc4). The record is from RefSeq and is a predicted model, not a curated record. Lineage: Eukaryota; Metazoa; Arthropoda; Insecta; Diptera; Calliphoridae. The coding region runs from base 44 to 1420 and encodes 458 amino acids. Gene Ontology annotation, biological process: DNA replication; DNA replication initiation. Gene Ontology annotation, cellular component: nucleus; nuclear origin of replication recognition complex. The transcript has 2 exons. Gene Ontology annotation, molecular function: DNA replication origin binding; ATP hydrolysis activity.
AAUAUAAAAAAACAUAAAUUUUCAAUUAAAAUAAUAAAAUACAAUGCCGGAUCAUAGUGAAGAAUUGUUAAAAAUACGUAAGUUUCUUAAAGAACGAUUACAGAAAGACUAUACAACUUUUCGUGGGCAUGAAAAUGAACGAGAAAAUAUCAGACAAUUGUUGCAGCGCACAGCCGAAAUGGGGGAAUCCAACUCCUUGCUUUUAAUAGGACCGCGAGGAUCAGGCAAAACUACUCUCAUUAAUGCUGUUUUAGGCGAUUUAAUGAAAAAUAAAGAUUUCAUUUCGAAUACCUUAAUUGUUCAUUUAGAUGGUAAUCUUCAUACUGAUGAUAGAUUGGCUUUGAAAUCGGCCACCGUACAAAUGCAAUUGGAAAAUGCUACAGACGGCAAAGUUUUUGGUUCUUUUGCAGAAAAUUUAGCCUUUUUAUUGGCUUGUCUUAAGGCAGGCAACAGAAAGUCCAAAAGUGUUGUUUUUAUUCUGGAAGAAUUUGAUUUGUUUUGUGCCCACCACAAUCAAACAUUGCUGUACAAUCUUUUUGAUGUCUCACAAAGUGCUCAAGCUCCAAUUUGUGUGUUGGGUGUUACUUGUCGCUUGGAUGUUAUAGAAUUGUUGGAGAAACGUGUUAAAUCAAGAUUUUCACAUCGUCAAGUGUUUUUAUUUCCAAAUGCUGAACAAUUUGAUGCAUAUAUGAAACUGUUUGUCGAUCUUUUAACGAUACCCAGUGAUAAAGAUCUUAAGGAACAAGCUGAAAGAGUGGCCACCCUAAAGAAUUUUAAUUCCCAGGAAAUGACUUUUCAUCGCAAUCACUUUAAUCCAGCCAAAUAUAAAUUCAACAAAAAGAUCAGUGAAUCUUGGAAUAAAUAUGUGCAAAGUUUACUAAAACAUGCCACAGUCAACAAAUCUCUGCAAGCCAUGUUUGAUUUUGAUGUAAGCGAAUCGCUGCUUAAAACAUUUAUCUUUCGUUUAGUGGCCAAAAUAAAGCCAGAUGCCAAUAUAGAAAAUCAAAUAACGCCAGAACAAAUAGCUCAACUUACAGCAUCUUACGAGUCCGAUGAUAAGGUUGAACUUUUGUGUGGCCUAUCCGUUUUAGAAUUAUGUUUAAUUAUAGCCAUAAAACAUCAUUCGGAAAUUUAUGAUAGAGAUGCUUUUAAUUUCGAAAUAAUUUUCUCAAGAUUUACAAAAUUUGCCAAAGUGUCGACGACAAUGCAGGGCGUAGAAAGAUCAGUAGUCUUAAAAGCUUUCGAACAUUUACGCAAUGUAGAAUUGCUGCUACCACUGACGUCUACAACUUGCAAAGUUCAAAAGGAGUUUGAAAUGCACAAGUUGGCAUUGACCUAUAGCCAGAUAAAUCAGGCCGUACAACGUUAUCAGGCCCUGCCGACAGAGGUGCAUCAGUGGUCACAAAGUUCUUUAAUUUAAGUUAUACAUUUUUAUGGGUUUUUUUUUAUUGUCCUUAAUAUUUAAAUAAAGUAUUACGUUUUAUAUAAAA